AUGCCAACAGUCCCAGUGAGAGGGCUACAUGUUGGGGAGAAGAGUCCAAUACAUCUAAACCUACAAAGAAAUAAGCCAACAUUUAUACUCUCCUUCCUCCCGCAGGACGGGGACAGCCAGAACGGCGUGAAUGGCGGCCAUGAUGAGGACACGCCCCUUUGCCUGGCCGCCGUCCAGAAGCUGGGCCAGUACAUAAAGUUCAACUUCCUGGAUAGCGACGCGGCCCCGCCCCCCGGCCCGCCCCCCCGCGGCGAGUGGGUGGACGUGGAGGUGCACGCCGUGUCCCUGCGGAAAGGCCGGGGGGACGGGCCCGAAUUGGGCCUCAGCUUCGGGAACAUCCCCAUUUUCGGGGAUCCCCAAGUCAGGAGGAGGGGCGGGUCGAGGAAGAGGAGGGAGCGGGGGCCCGUGGUGGACGUGGGCUGCAUCUGGGUGACGGAGGUGAGGAAGAGGAGCCCGGCGGCCGGCUGCGGCCGCAUCCGGCUCCGGGACGAGCUGCUGUCCCUCAACGGGCAGCUGAUGGUGGGGGUGGACGUCAGCGGAGCCAGCUUCCUGGCGGAUCAGUGCUGGAAUGGAGGCGGGGUCUACCUGAUCCUACUGCGCCGGUCCAGACCACUGCGAGGAGGAGCCGGACCGGGGGCAGGGGGGGGGUCCCCGGCCGUCUGCAGACGGACCCGGAAGCUGGGCGUGUCGGCGCGUUCGGCCCCCCCCCACGACGCCCCUGACCCAGACGGGAAGAGCCCCCAGGGAGAGUUCAGUCCCACAGGGGAAGACCCGGGUCCUAUCCUCAGAGAGGAGGGUCCGGACUCUGCCCCCCAGGAGAGAAGCGUUCGCCCCCAUAGGGAAAUCGCCGCUACGCUGCCCAGCAGGAGCUCCGGUCAGCUGCUAGAGUCCAAGAGCAGCUCCUUCAUCAGCGAGCCCUCGAACCAGCUCAGCGAUGGCAGCCACAUCUGGAAGAUGCAUCUGGUGAAGAAUCAGGAGGGUCUGGGCAUCCACAUCACAGGGGGCCGCGGCUCCAAGCGCUCCCCUCACGGCAUCAUCAUAGCGCACAUAGAGGAGGGGGGGGCUAUCCACAGGGACGGACGCCUCCACGCCGGCGACGAGCUGCUGAUGAUAAACGGUCAGUCCCUGGUGGGCCUGACCCACCAGGAGGCGGUGGACGUGCUCCGCUCCACGGCCGGCCUGGUCCAGCUGGUGGUGUGCUCCUCGGCGGAGUCAGAGGUGGACUUUGAGCCGUUCCCGUCCACCAGUCUGCCAGACCUAGUGAGCACCUGCAGGUCUUCCUCCCACUCCCAGACUCCUCCCAUAACUCCCCACAGCUCCCAGCAGUCGACCGGCCUGGAUAAAAAAGAGGAGUUGAACCAGGAGGAGGGACCCAAACGGUCCUGCUGCAGUCCCACCACCAUGAAGCUGCUCAGCCAGUCCCAAGGGGGAGGCGGGCGGCUGGAGUCAGUGGGCGAGGACGAUGAGCUGCUGGUGGAGGCCACCCCCGGUGCCUGUGAGGGGGCAGAGAAGCCCCCGCCUGGACGCCGCAAGCACUCGCUACCCCAGCAGCUGGACGCUGCUGGACUACGGCAGGAAUAUCAGAUAAUUAAGAAAUCAGCCCGCUCCCUGAGCACCAUUCAAGUAGAGUCUCCAUGGCGACUGGCGCAGCCAUCCAUUAUCUCCAGUAUCGUGCUGAUGAAAGGCCAGGGAAAGGGCCUUGGAUUCAGUAUCGUCGGUGGGCAGGACUCGGCCCGUGGGCAGAUGGGGAUUUUCGUCAAAACGAUUUUCCCUCACGGGGCGGCAGCAGCCGACGGACGGCUGAAAGAAGGAGAUGAGAUCCUGGAGGUGAAUGGAGAGUCUCUGCAAGGACUCACACACCAGCAGGCCAUCCAGACCUUCAAGCAACUGAAAAAGGGGGUCAUAACCCUGACCAUCCGAACCCGUCUGCGCAGCCCCAGCCUAACGCCGUGCGCGACCCCCACCCUCCCCAGCCGCUCCAGCUCCCCCAACUCCAACACCAGCAGAAGCCCCCCCGUCCCCCCGGCAACGGAACACCCAGAGGGCCUCAGGCCUCCUGGCCCCGGGUCAAAGGACUGCAUCAUCAUGGAGGUUACCCUUAAUAAAGAGCCGGGUGUGGGUCUGGGGAUCGGGGUGUGCUGCCUGACUCUGGGGAGCGGCGCUCCUGGCAUCUACAUCCACAGCUUGGCUCUGGGCUCUGUGGCCAAGAUGGACGGCAGGCUCAGUCGGGGAGACCAGAUCCUGGAGGUGGACUCGGUCAAUCUUCGCCACGCCGCUCUGAGUGAAGCCUACGCCAUUCUGAGCGAGUGUGGCCCCGGACCGGUCAGUCUCAUCAUAGGCAGGCACCCUGACCCCAAGGUGUCAGAGCAUGAGAUGGACCAGAUUAUCGCUCGAACCACAAACAAGGACAAACCAAGCCGAGACAGACACCUGUCUCAUUCCCAAGGUCCGCUCAGUAAGAGCCCGGAUCCAGCGGGAAAAGACACGCAGGGAAACACCUCCCCAGCACUCAGCUGGACCAUGAAAAGAUUCCUUGAGCCUGCCAGCCGACAGGGAUCCCUGACCUCUGAGGCAGAGUUGUCUCAGUACUUCUCCCAGGACGCGUCCAGCCUCUCAUUCCAGUCCGACUCUGCUCUGAAGAGCCCCCUCUCCGGUCAGCAGGGCUACGCCCCCUCGAUGGAUGGCGACUCCUCGCAGCCACACGACACGGAGGGAGAGGCGGUCUGCGUUUUAUCCCCGGACCGGAGCGGUGUUGUUCCCGGUGGGGGCGGGGAGCCGGACACUUCAGGCUCCGCCCCCAGCCCCGCCCCCGGCCCCGCCCCCUCCGCCCCGCGGAGCCCCCUCCUCCGCCAGCGGCAGGUGACGCGUUUGGAGGAGGAACCGAGCGAGGACGAGGACUCUGGACCCGCUGAGGUCAGGGACCCCCCCUACAGCUCCACCCCGGCCCUGUCCAGUUCCCCCCCGAGUGACAAAAACCAAAGCGCCCCUGCAGGCUCGGUUUGCCCAGAGCUGUGUGAGGAGGCAGAAGCUGGGGAUCUUGUGGGUGUGACCCUGAGAAGAAGUGAGGAGGAUUCGUUUGGACUGGACCUGGAGAUUAUGUCAUCCCCUCUGAAGGUGGUUGUAGCCGGGAUAAAACCCGGCAGUGCACCAGACCGGGAUUCUAGGGGAAAGCUCUGUCCCGGGGAUGAGAUUGUCAAGAUUUGUGAUAAGCUAGUGUGCUCCUUCAGCUAUCAGGAAAUCUGUCAGCUCUUACAAAAUCUUCCCCUAGCUCUGGACUUGGAGGUCAGGAGAUCAGUCCCAGUUGUAGAUGAACCAUCCAGUUUGAUAGUGCCAUGUGAGAGCAGAGUGACCACGGCCCAAUCCCUUCAGGAGAUAUCUGAUGACGCACCUGCAAUCCAAGAGAACUCCAACGAGAUGGUACAACCAGACCACACCUCGCAAAUCCCUGUCGCAAACGUGGAUGUUCUAUCGGAAGGAACAGACGUUCUACCAGAAACAGUCAUGGGCAGCUUGUUGAACCCGGCUGGUGACCCCACCGAUGUGAGGAGUUACCAUGGAUCACCCAGCGUAAGUGACAGGUGGCAAACUGCUGGUGAGACUGGAUGUUCAGGAAGUACAUCACAAACAGUACGACUGACCAGGGAGAAGAACAUCCAAUUAGGUUCGAAAACGGCAGCCAACCCACAGUGCCAGUCGUACCCCCCUACCACAUACAUAGAACUUAAGCUGUCGUCAUCCUCUAACAUUUUAUCCCCAGUAAUGAAAUUUAAUGGAACACUUCUUUCUAAAGACGCUAAAGAGGCUAAAAGCAGGAAGACUGUAAGGUUAGCAUCGCUGUUUUCUCCCAGUAUUGCGUUAUCCGGGGACUACAGUCCCUUCUCUGUUCGACAUAAGAUCAAGUCAUUUGAAAGCCUGGCUUACUUUGACAAACCUGUGGCAAAAAGCAGUGACAUUCAUUCCUACGCUCUGGCUCACACCGCCUCGCUUAACCAAAGGAUUGCCGGUUACAUGGGACUGGUUAACUCUGUCGACUCUAAAAGCAAGCAAAUGAAUAUCCGAUCUCAUGACGAUUGUCAAAUUGCAGCCACACCCUGCUCAAACCUCCGUGGGAUUUACGCUGAGGCCGGAAAUCUGUUAAGCCCAGAUGGCAGCACGGCACAGAGCUUUUCAGUUCAGCGGCGGAAGCACGGCAGACUCCUCACCAACAGGUUACGCAAGCUCAGGGCCCUAAGCAUGCCCGAACUAGAAAACCUAUGCACAGCGGAAUCUACCAGAGGACACGAGAGAGCUGGAAAGAAACUGGAUCCCGGAACGCCUUUGACUGUUCCCGCAAGCACCAGAGGGACCAAUCAUUCUCCACCGUUUGCAGCGCCGGCCAGGGCGACUGAGUCCAGGGUCAUGGGUUACGAUGCCGACGAGACUCCUCAGAGUGCCCCGCAGACCAACCAGCCUGGCUGCUCCAUCAGAUUAGAUGAGCUGAAUACGUCUCCUGACAGUUGGCGUAAACUGCAAACAAUACUGUCGUCUCAGACCAUUAAGUCCUAUGUGGUGAGCCUCCUGGAGGAGACAAAGGCCCUCUCAGAGGUUAACAAGAACAUUCUUCUCGUUGUGCUGAGUAAAGAAGAAGGCUCAGGGCUUGGUUUCAGUGUCACAGGUGGUGCAGACCUCGAGCAGAAGAAAGUCAUUGUUCAUCGGGUCUUCACCAAAGGUGCAGCGAGGCUUGAAGGCACAAUCAAAAGAGGAGACACCAUUUUAUCCAUAAAUGGCACCAAUCUGGAGGGUAAAAGCCAUGGAGAAGUGAUGUCCUGCCUUCAUCAAGCCAGGCUGUCCAAGCAGGCCUUAAUAGUCAUUUGGAGAAGUGAGGACUGUGAGGAGCAUAUCUCUGAUGGACAACGCCCAGGUCUCCAGUCCAUCACUCAGGGUUUCUCUAGGAAUGAAUCUUUUGUGGCUGAAGUAGGUGCGCUGCUCAGUGGAACCAACGUCAGGUGGGACUGGAACACUGACACCAUGCCACUGCUCAUUCAACUCUGCGUCUUCUUCUGGAUGCUCCUGAGCCCCGUGCUGACCCGCACUCUCACCGAGGACGUAGAGGUGUUGGUGUUUCUGCCGCUAAACAACUCUUUCCUGUUCUCUUACGCGAGAGUGGCACCGGCGAUCCGUUACGCGCAGCUCCGGCUGAAGGAGGACGGGGGAGAAUACUCAGGAUUCAACUUCCACCUCCACUUCGAGAGCUCCGACAGGGCCAACGAUGCUCUGUUCACGCUGGUGGACCGGUCGUGCGCGCGGAGGCCGGACCUGAUCCUGGGUCCCGUGCGCGAGUACGAGGCGGCGGGGGUGGUGAGGCUGGCGUCCCACUGGAGGGUCCCCGUCAUCUCGGCAGGUGCCCUGGCCACGGCCUUUGCCAAAAAGGACUCGGAGUUCUCCCACCUGACCCGCAUCGCCCCGUCCUACGUGAAGAUGGCCGAGACGUUCACGGCCAUGUUCGGACACUUCCAGUGGCAGAGCGCGCUGCUGGUGUACGAGGAGGACAACGAGGAGCGCAACUGCUUCUUCACUUUAGAGGGAGUCUACCAUCUGAUGACAGACUAUGAUAUCAAAACUCAUUUCAUAACAGAUGACAACCCCUUAUACACCGAAGACCUCCUGCAGAAGAUGCAUGACACCGAAGUGGUGAUCAUGUGCAUCGGUGCGGACAAAAUACGAGAGAUCAUGCUGGCCGCACACAGACAACACCUGACAAGAGGGAAUAAUAUCUUUUUCAAUGUUGAGCUGUUCAACUCCUCCUCUUAUGGCAAUGGCACGUGGAAGAGAGGAGAUAAAUACGAUAAUGAUGCAAGGGAAGCCUACGCUUCUCUGAACACCGUGACGCUGCUCAGGGCUGUCAAGCCAGAGUUUGAACACUUCUCCACGGAAAUGACAAAGGCCUUAGAGGGAACUGGCCUUGGUGGCACUGUCAACAUGUUUGUUGAGGGAUUCCAUGAUGCGCUGUUGUUGUACGCCAUUGCCUUACACGAUGCCAUGAAAAAUGGGUUCAGCAAGUCUAACGGCACAGAGAUAACCUCUCGCAUGUGGAACAGGACAUUCGAAGGAAUCGCUGGCCAGGUGUCCAUGGAUAUAAAUGGGGACAGAAAUGGAGAUUUUUCUUUGAUGUCCAUGACUAAUACUAAGGAGGGAACCUAUGAGGUGGUAGCCAACUACUUUGGUGUAAAUAGAACUUUUCAGGUGCUGCCGGCUUUCAACAGAGAACACUUCAAACUGAAAGGCAGACAUGAGGCACACACAGAUCUACCAGAAAAAUCCUGUGGGCUAGGCGUAUCAGCUUUGACUGGAGUCAUAGUUGGAGCUGUUCUUGGAGCUGUAAUGCUCAUAGCAUUCUAUUUUUUCAGAAAAAACUACAGGAUAACGAUUCAGCGCCGCUCUCACGGUGAGGAGCACGACUCUGGGAAGCACCGCCAGCUGCGGGAGGACUCCAUCAGGUCAAACUUCUCGGCGGCGUGA
This is a messenger RNA of Menidia menidia (Atlantic silverside), 6498 nucleotides long. The record is from the annotation of a GenBank genome assembly. NCBI's taxonomy places the organism in Eukaryota, Metazoa, Chordata, Actinopteri, Atheriniformes, Atherinopsidae.